Messenger RNA from Penicillium atrosanguineum, 1917 nucleotides. RefSeq lists its product as uncharacterized. The transcript is spliced from 2 exons. The record is from RefSeq and is a predicted model, not a curated record. The coding region runs from base 1 to 1917 and encodes 638 amino acids. Lineage: Eukaryota; Fungi; Ascomycota; Eurotiomycetes; Eurotiales; Aspergillaceae.
AUGUUCAACCCGAUUAAUACUUUCCCAAGUCGAGUCCUCCCUGCGGGAUUCCACUGCCACGACACAUUUGCCUUCCUGUCGACGUCGAACGCAGAACUACCUCCGGCAGCUACCUCUAGCUUCCCAACGCCAACUACUGCAGAUAUCGUCAAUUUUGACAAUAGCGGUCGUCAAAUCUUUUCAGCUCCCACGACCAAUGCUGAGCAUAGCUCAUCCAUCUCGUUCCCAGAUUUUACACCCAAGUUUGAUCGCAUUCUUCCUACCUCCGGCUUCUCGACACCGACUACUUCUGAGAUCAUCAACUUUGACCGUUCCGGUCAUCAGAAUUUGACAGAUUAUACGCCCAGCAUUUAUCGUACCUCUUCUUUCUCCUUGUCAGCUUCUUUUACGUUGGUCGACUCGAUGCCGCGCGAGCGAUCUUCUCCAGUUGACAAUGACUCCGAUGCUCAGGCUGCACCGAGGCGUGUCAAGGCUGAGAAAAUGAAGGCUGUAAAGAUCAAGAGAGAAAAAGAGCCAGCUGGAGCUUUCACAUUCUCUCUUACUCCUGAAGAAAAGACGCAGACUUCUUACAGUUCAGCUGAAACUCUCCAGUUUUCGUCCGUGAAGCGAGCUUUCACUAUUGAGGAUGACACCGGUACCCAGGGUGCAGCGAAGCGUGUUAAGAAAAGUCGAGCUCCAGUAUACAGUUCUCCUCCACUUGGUCCAUAUCACAGUUCAACUGAAAUACUGCGCGCUGCAUCCGGCCGUAAGAAGCGCAACGCUCCUGAAGUCGAUACCGAGAUCAAAGAUGAGGAUGGUGAAGACAUUUUCUACAGCCUCCGCUCCGAACUACCAAAGGCACAGCAGACCCCUGAUUCAAAGAAAGAAAACCUGAAGCUUAGCAGUUCGACGUCGUCAUACCUUACCUCCAGAAGGUCCAGAGAUUUCUCUGAACAGGAUUAUCAUGUCAAUGAUCCUUCUAUCUACAGCGGCUCGAGCUCGGGAGAAGAAAAUGAAAAUCCAUUUCUUGACCGUGAGGAUCUUGAGGAUAUUCUCACCCGAGAAAAAGCCCGUCGGUUGGCUACAGCCGUGAAAGUCCCGGAUGAUAGCAACAUGUCGGAGGAAGAAACAAACUUGUAUCUCGGUCUAGCCCUUCGCGGAAUCAAGCCAGUCAUGUCUUUCACCUGGUCAAAAGAUUUUAACACACUACCUGAAUCGUUAUUUGCUGUUCCAGAUAACAGUGACUAUCAGGAAGAGAGGUUGCCUUUCCACACUCACAAGGGCACCGAUUUUGCGGCAAUUCGAGCCUUUCGAGAGCUUCUUGAGGUUGGUGGUUUCGUCCGAGAUUGCAGACUGCUCACUUUAGAGCCUCAAGUGGUAAUCCGAAGGUCCGUUAAGAAAUACGUUCGAUGGGCGAUUAGUGAUGCAGCUUUGAGAGUCACGUCGAAGUCACUUCCUGUCCAUGUCAUCUACACACAGAAGUCAGACCAGAUGGCCCUUUCUGCAGUCCACGGACUCUCUAAAAAGAUGGAGUCCCUAGCUAACCGUCAUCGGCAACUACAUACUGAGUCAUACAAGGGCAAGUUGUUAAGGGGUGCGAAGCGCCUAGCUAGCCGCGCUCGGUCAAAAGAGCUUGAACCCUUGCAGUACUGGCCUACACUUGUUGGUUUCCUCAUUUGCGGGCCUAUCUUGAGCAUCGUGUCCCUUGAUACAAAUCCUAAUUCCGUCACUUGGAUCAAAGACUCAGAAUCUCGAGUGAAAUAUCUCGGUCAGUUUGACAUGUCGGAGGUGGAUCAGGAUGUCUGGAAUUCACUCGCGAUUGCAAUUGCGGUAAUCAGUAUGAGGAAAACCAUGUCAAGCCUGGCCGAUACUUAUGAGGGGCCCCUCAUUCCUCGCCUUCGCCGUCAUGGUGAUGAUACUGAUGAUGAUGACUUGUAA